This is a messenger RNA of Ochlerotatus camptorhynchus, 1368 nucleotides long. It is a transcript of the gene Hmgcl, whose product is annotated as hydroxymethylglutaryl-CoA lyase. Gene Ontology annotation, molecular function: hydroxymethylglutaryl-CoA lyase activity. The record is from RefSeq and is a predicted model, not a curated record. NCBI's taxonomy places the organism in Eukaryota, Metazoa, Arthropoda, Insecta, Diptera, Culicidae. The coding region runs from base 68 to 1045 and encodes 325 amino acids. The transcript has 4 exons. Gene Ontology annotation, biological process: L-leucine catabolic process; ketone body biosynthetic process.
UUUCCUGUCUGGCUUUAGUUCUAUUAUUUAAUAAUUCCACAUUUUAAUAUUUUUUUUAAACGCAGCUAUGAUUUCAAUUAUUCGUCGCACAGUUAAGCCUAUUUUUGUGAGAUGUUACACAACUAAUUUUACACAGCCCACCGAGGUUCGCAUAGUCGAAGUCGGUCCACGGGAUGGUCUUCAGAAUGAGCCUACUAUCUUACCGGCGGCCACUAAAAUCGAACUGAUCAAUGCCCUCUCGGAGACGGGUCUGCGCUCGAUAGAAGUCACUAGCUUCGUCAGUGCUAAGUGGGUUCCACAAAUGGGCGAUAAUACCGAAGUGUUCAAGGGUAUCAACAAGCUUCCCGGUAUUAGCUACCCUGUGCUCACACCCAAUUUGAAGGGUUUCGAAGCUGCGCUUACUGCUGGCGCCGAAGAAGUCGCCGUCUUUGGAGCUGCUUCCGAGAGUUUCACAAAGAAGAAUGUAAACUGUACGAUCGCUGAGAGUUUGAAUCGCUUCCAGGAUGUUAUGGAUGCCGCUAAAAAGGCGCAGGUUAAAGUGCGAGGAUACGUAUCAACCGUUGUUGGAUGUCCAUACGAAGGAAAAAUUAAGCCAUCUGCUGUGGUUCGUGUAGUCGAUAAACUCCUAGAGAUGGGAUGUUAUGAAAUUUCACUCGGCGAUACCAUUGGCGUAGGAACACCAGGCACAUUCUCCGAAAUGCUCCGUGAAGUCACUAAAAUUGCUCCUAUCAACAUGUUGGCCGUUCAUUGUCAUGAUACUUACGGGCAAGCACUGCCAAACAUACUCACUUCGCUGGACUUUGGAAUUGCCGUCGUGGAUGCGUCGGUGUCCGGCUUGGGUGGAUGUCCGUAUGCACGAGGUGCAUCGGGUAAUGCGGCCACGGAGGAUGUAGUCUACAUGCUGCAUGGACUCGGCAUCGAAACCGGUAUCGAUUUGCCAAAGCUAGUCAAUGUUGGCAAGUACAUUUGCGAGAAGCUUGGACGGCAAUCCGAGUCAAAAGUUAAUCGUGCUAUGAGAAAAACUAAUCUCAAUGCUCAACUCUAAAAUUGGACUGAUGUGUUCAAUCAAUUAGCCAUAUGCCACUUACGGGUACUGUCAGAAAUUUGUGCAUUUAUUUUAUUUAAGAAUGUAUAUCUUCGGUAAUCACUAUUGUCAAGGUGGCAACUACCUGGGACAUAUAACAUCAUCAGGGAAUUUAUAAAGACCUGAAAAGAUCUUGGAAUUGACAGGGAGUGUUGCCACCCGUUAGGGAAUAAUAAAAAAAAAGUUAUUUUUAAAUUAGUUGAAGAUAACAAAGCAUUAACGAAUUGUUUAUAAACCAUAAUAAUUAUGAUGGGCAUCGGGAAGAAAGUUCGAGAUUUUAUAGA